CGUCACUCCUGCACCUAAGGGACUUCUCCACAGGGACCAAGCACACUGAUCACUCACACACAUCUCUUCAUUCACACCUGGCAGAAGGUUACCUGAGUGCUGGUGGCUACUGAAACAAGAGGCAUCAUGUCAGCAGCCUUCUACCUGCUAACCACCCUGGGGGGUUAUGUGAUCACCUCUGCUUUACUGCUUAAAUUCCCCAACCUGCUCCACAAGAAGAAGCAACAGAAGUUCAGAUGCAAGCACAUCUCCCACCGGGGAGGUGCAGGUGAAAACUUGGAAAACACAAUGACCGCUUUCCAACAUGCGGUCAGCCUUGGGACUGACAUGUUGGAGCUCGAUUGCCACCUGACAAAAGAUGAGCACGUUGUGGUGUCACACGAUGGAAACUUGAAAAGGUCGACUGGCGUCAACGUCAACAUUUCAGACCUUAACUACUCUGAUCUCCCUACGUACCUGUGCCAACUGGAUGUCACCUUUGAAAAGGAUUGCUGCUGUGAAGCAGGAGAAGACAAGCGCAUCCCUUUGCUGCGAGAGGUGUUUGAAGCUUUUCCAGAGACACCGAUCAACAUUGACAUCAAAGUGAAUAACGGCAUUCUUGUUAAAAAGGUGUCAGAGCUGGUGAAAAAGUACAACAGAGAGCACCUGACCGUGUGGGGCAAUGCAGACUACGAGAUUGUGCAGAAAUGUCACAAAGAGAACUGUGACAUCCCCCUCCUCUUCUGCUUUCAACGAGUAUUACUCCUGGUGGGAUUAUUUUACACCGGACUCCUGCCCUUUGUCCCCAUACGAGAGCAGUUCCUGGAGAUUCCAAUGCCCUCUAUUAUAAUGAAACUUAAGGAUCCUUCAAAAAUGAGCAGAAGUCACAAGUUUGUGGUGUGGAUGGCAGAUGCGUUAAUCAUGAGAAAAAGUUUGUUUGAUCACCUUAAAGCAAGAGGAAUUCAGGUGUACAUAUGGGUACUAAACAAUGAAGAGGAAUAUAAAAGAGCUUUCGACCUCGGUGCCACCGGCGUUAUGACGGACUAUCCGACCAGACUGAAAGAAUUCCUGGAAAACCACGCACACUGAAACUUAACAUCAAACGCCGAGCUGCAGGAAAAGGUCUACUCCGGCCAUCUGAUUGAUCUCUUGCUGUGCAUUAGGGCCAUCAUACCUCACUCUCAACGUAGUAAAUAGUUACUUAUACCUAUGUAUUUAUGGGGAUCAUGUUAUAGUUUACAUUUUGUAAAUAAGCCGAAUCAGGACUAAACCUCAGUACUGUAUAUUUAAAAAGUAAAAAAAAAAAAAAAACAUUUUUAAUAUAAAGAGAGUCUGACAUGGAAUGUACUCAGUAUUUAAUCUGUUUUUAUUUCGGUUCUGGCCACAGAUUAUUUUCUUUGAAAAUAAAAUAAUUCAGCCUCGUUAAUCCUCAGAGUAGGGAAAACUCCCCGUUUUAGUAUUUAAAAGAGCAAUAGAGCCGUUAUAUUCUUAAAGAGGAGAAAAAUGCAAAGAUUGUGUCGGAAGUGUUCAUGUGUUAGACCAGGAGACCACCCAUGAUCCUUUAAUGUAUAGAA
This is a messenger RNA of Spea bombifrons (plains spadefoot toad), 1553 nucleotides long. RefSeq names its product glycerophosphodiester phosphodiesterase domain containing 1 (gene GDPD1). NCBI's taxonomy places the organism in Eukaryota, Metazoa, Chordata, Amphibia, Anura, Pelobatidae. Gene Ontology annotation, biological process: N-acylethanolamine metabolic process; glycerophospholipid catabolic process. The record is from RefSeq and is a predicted model, not a curated record. The transcript has 10 exons. Gene Ontology annotation, cellular component: endoplasmic reticulum membrane. Gene Ontology annotation, molecular function: phosphatidylcholine lysophospholipase A1 activity; phosphoric diester hydrolase activity. The coding region runs from base 127 to 1068 and encodes 313 amino acids.